AUGCAGAGAUCCAUCCUUGCUGUCUUGUUCCUUGGCCUCCUUGCUGCUGAUGGCACUGUUGUUGUGGGAACCACGGCGACCACCGCCUCCAAGGAUACCACGAUCGUCGGAAGCACGGCUGCUCAGCUCGGCGUCAUCUCUCAGCCCGUUCUGGAUGACAGUAUAGACCGGUUAGUGCCUGCCAAAUAA
This is a messenger RNA of Acanthamoeba castellanii str. Neff, 189 nucleotides long. RefSeq lists its product as uncharacterized. NCBI's taxonomy places the organism in Eukaryota, Discosea, Longamoebia, Acanthamoebidae. The transcript is spliced from 3 exons. The record is from RefSeq and is a predicted model, not a curated record. The coding region runs from base 1 to 189 and encodes 62 amino acids.